Messenger RNA from Zygotorulaspora mrakii, 399 nucleotides. It is a transcript of the gene LDO16, whose product is annotated as Ldo16p. The coding region runs from base 1 to 399 and encodes 132 amino acids. The transcript has a single exon. Lineage: Eukaryota; Fungi; Ascomycota; Saccharomycetes; Saccharomycetales; Saccharomycetaceae. The record is from RefSeq and is a predicted model, not a curated record.
AUGAUUUCCUUAUCAUCCUUCUUCUUCGUGUUGUACCUGAUUUUUUUCAUAUCAGUUGGCAUAAUCGCAUCAAUUUUCAUUAUUCCAUCUUUGGUGUUAUCAUUCAUAUUCGCCUCGUUUGUCGUCAUAUUUGGAUUCUUAAGUGACAUUACAUUCCGCAUCUCGCAAAAGCUGUAUCUAAAGGUAGAUCAUAGAUUAAGGUAUGCUUUGAAAAAAAUGAGCGCACAGAGAAAGAGUGAAGAGUCGAAAAAGUGUGCCAUCCUCAACAAUAGUAAUAUGGUCGGCUCCUCUGACAACCAAAUGUCAAACACCGUGAGCGUGCCAGCAGAGCCAUCAACUGCUGCUAGCGGCAUUGCUCGAUCUUUGGAAACUCGUGCCAAUUUGCGGGUAACUUCAUAG